Messenger RNA from Toxoplasma gondii ME49, 6075 nucleotides. RefSeq lists its product as hypothetical. Bases 14 to 5767 code for a protein of 1917 amino acids. The record is from RefSeq and is a predicted model, not a curated record. The transcript has 9 exons. NCBI's taxonomy places the organism in Eukaryota, Apicomplexa, Conoidasida, Eucoccidiorida, Sarcocystidae.
CAUUUGUUGUGCCAUGGAAUCGCUCAAGGAUAUGCUCGCGCUGCUCAAACAGCGCGAGACUGGCGCGUUUCCGGGGCCCGGUGCGUCCGGUGCCCUUCAGCUUCAACCGGGGCAUGUGUCUGCGAUGCAAAGUGGAGAUCGGGGGAUUGUUGCGAAUUCGACUUGUGAAAUGAGUCCGUCUGGCGGUCUCUCAGCUCCUAACUUGAUCGCAAAUUCCCACGUCUCCCCUGACCAGGGAGCACCGCUGCCAGCUUGCCCGACGCUGAGGCCAGGCAUCCCGGCUGCGGCAGCUACUCCAGCUGCUUCGCCAGGCUCGGGACUGGGUUUGCCGAGUCUGCUGGCUUCUCUAAAUAGUUUGAAUCACUUUUUGAGAGGUCCAGUCGACGCAGAGCAAAAAGCGAAUAUUCUGAACCCGCUGAUCGGUUCGCUGCGCCUUCUUCAGGAGCGGUUGCCGGCGGGGGGCCAGCCCCAUUUUGGGAUGCCGCCUGGCAGUUUGGCUUUCCCGGGGGCGCCUCAGUCCGGCCUGGCCCGUCCCUCGUCCUCGGCGCCUGUGCCGCCUCCUGUGCAUGCAAACAGGGCAGCGCAAGAGACGAUCAGUUCUCUUGUUCAAAAGGAAACAUUGACCGAGCAGACGACUCUCCCUGACACACGAGAACAGCUCUCGGGCUCGUACGCGGGGCAGCUCGCGAACGUAGGCAGUGCCGCGGGGAACCUCCACGAAGGGAGGGAGACCGAGGGCAACGAUCGAUGUGUGCAGACUCUUCUGUCCCCUCAGGAGCGGCAGAAAUUUGUUCAGCUUCUUCUCCAAGAAUGCAUGCGACGAACGGCGGGCUUGCGCGCCACGGGGGCACCACCGGCGAUGACAGUGCCGAACCUUUUGACGCCCCUGGGGCGAGGCCUGCACAGGCCAGAAACUCCCGCAACCGCUCAGGCCUUUUUUGCCGCCGCUGCGCCUGUCGCACGGCCGGUGAACAUGCCGUCUCCACCAGAUUUGUACGCGAGAACGGGGGCGAAGGAAGGUCUUUCUGACGGGUCGCCAAGUUGGGGAGGCAACCGGGGAGAUCACGAAGCUGCGCAAAUCGCCGCUGGCCAGGUCUCCCGAGAGAGACUGUGGACAUUGCUGCAGCAGCAGCAUUUUCUGGCGUAUCAAGCGCUACCAAAAAACCAGGCUUCGGCCGCGCAGGCAGCCUACCUUUCCUACUUGUCCCGGCCUGCAAAUGGAGCGCCACACUCUCAUGGACCCGGAGCACCCUUCAGGCACUCGUCGGAAGCUUCGCCGGCCAUACCCUCUGGACCGGCAGAAGCGCAAUCCGGCGAGAAGUCGCCGUGUGCCUCUCCCUUGCUACACAGACGCGCCGGCAAGGCUUCAAGAAGGCGGUUGACUGGGCCGGCGGUCUCCAAGGCCUCCAGGGCGCACCCCCUGCAUCUGGGCGAGGCCCCGCGUUCCGCGGGCGAUACGGCGGAUACGCCUGCCGUGCAGCUGGCGAGAAAACGAGCGCGUUCUGUCUCAGGCCUGAAGAAAAAACGCCAAAGACAGGCGCCGGAGGAGACCCUGGCGCCAGAGCCGCCUCCCGACAAGGAGAACGCGGAGGCUGCCGCAGCGACUGCGGCUGCUGUUGCCGCGGCGGUUGCGGACGCGCUUGUGGUGUCGCCGACUGGCGCUGGAGCCCAAGAAGACUUCACAGGCUGGGUCAGGCGGUCGGUGCGGCCUUCGCGCCCCACCUUCCGCGUGCGAUGCGCAGACUGUGGAGGCCGGGCCAGUCAGUGCCAGUGUCGGGGGCGGUUCGCCGGGGCUCUUCAUGCGCAGAGAGCGCGAGUUGGCCUCCAGGGUGAGGCAGGCCGGGAGACUUCCGAAAACGGAGGAGGCGAAGAUGGCGACAGCUUCCCAAGCUCUGCGCCGCAGAGCAUAAACAAGAAACGCCGCGUCAGUGGGAAAGCUGCGAGCGACGAACGGAACAGAGCCGAUGGCCUGCGCGCGGUCGGCGAGGGGCCUGUUGGGGUCAAGGGGGAACCUGCGGAAGAAGGAGAUGCGUCUCCACUUACGGUGUCACUUCCGCGCGGGAAGGCCGCGCCAGCAGGAGCCUCAAAGUCGAGUACUGCAGCUCGCCCUUGGGGGGGUGGUGCACAUGGAAUGGAGGCGUUUGAAAUCCACCCGACGAUGCUUGCAGACUCGCCAGAAAGGCCCGAGAAAGCGGCGGAGAGACCUGGCGUCGUGGGGAAAAAGCGAGUGCCGAUGACAUGCCCUGCACACAAACAGAGUUCUCCAAAAGGCGACCCGAGCAGGCGGAACUGUGGGAAUCACCGACCCCCUGAUUCAGACCUAGCUUGUUCGACGAAGUCCGACGUUUCGGGGCAUCUACAUACGCCGCCUGUCCCUAAGAGGGGAAGCGAGUUGGCGUCGAACAGUCAGACUGCAGGAGGCAAGGGAGGCAACCUCCAGCACCACAGGGGAUUGCCGAAAACGCAGACGGAGCGCUGCGGAGUCCAGGCCGAGGACAAGUCCUGCUUGAGGCUCGUGUCACCUUUCUUUGCAAAUCUGAGUGGCCUGUCCAGCCUCCGAUCCCUCCAAGUUCACCGGCCGCGACCUGCGGCGUCGGAGAAGACUGCGAGCAGGACGGCGCGACUUUUGAGCCAGGCAUGUGUGCCUCCGGGGGCGGCGAGGAAGCCAGGCGGAGGCGCCGCGCUCGUGUGGGGUCCCUGGAAGCCCCGAGGCGUUCUGGAGGAAACUGAGAAGCAGGCGAUUCACCUCGACACUCUGACAGAAGAGUACCACAAAUCAGUGCGUCUGAUUUGCCAACAGGGCGCGUACAUCCUGACAGCGGUCGGGGCGUCGGCGAUCGUCGCCGCGGCCGCCGUGGCGCAUGCAGUGAAAGCCACAGGAGAGUCCGAGGACGAAAACGCGUCGGCGCGACGGCGAAGGAAAGCGAAGUUAACUUUGCACUCGCGAGACUUCCCCAGGAUCGCCUGGUCCACAGUCACGCCUUCUUCUGGGACGAAGAGAAGUUUCGACGAACACGGCAGUGGCGAAACAGGAGGAGAGCAAAGACCGCUACACCCUCAGGUGAAAAGGGAAGCAGCGAAACGCCCGGCAGCCACUGACAGGGAGCUUGGGGAGAGCGAAGGCACAAGAGAGGCUCCCGAAGCAGCCGAUGUCGAGAAAGACGAGUACGCAUGUGAAACAGCGAAGCUUGCCAACGCUGAGACCAAGCAAAGCAUCUGUGGGGAAGAAGACGAAUGCGCCAAAGGGACGAAGGGGGUCCAUGACGACCGGGAGGGAACAGAUGGAGGGCGAGGCGCCGCAGACGGCUUCACAUCUGGCUUGCGAAAAGAGAGAAGUGGAAACGACGACUGGGCUCCUUCACGGGGCAAGGCGUACACCUCUCCAUCGGGAUCAGCUGCGGAGCUCGAGAACCGGUGGAUGAUCUAUCCGCGCAUGGCUCGCGAUGCGUUCUGCUUUCUUGCGGCAGAACGACAAACUGAGAGCGCGCAACAGCUUCUCUGCUCUCCCGCCGAAGAUGAAGAAGUGGAGAUUCCGUGCGGCUUCGCCUUUUCUCGACUUCCGACAGCGGCAGAGCUCGACGGACCGUGUUCGUCAGACAGCCCUGCGUCCUCUGGCCGGUCUUCGCCGCCCGCGCAGCCUCCCUGUGAUGUUCCGGCCACCGCGUUCCUGGCUUUAUCGUGGUGCAUGCAUGCGUCUGCAAAUCGGGACAUCCUGAAGGCGGUCCUCGUGGCUGCAGGGUGCAGCCUUUUCGCUUGCUCCUCCUUUUCAGGUUUCUUCUUUUUCCGGCCGUCGGCGCCUGUCUCAGGCGCGAGGAAAAUUGCCCCAGACCCCGCAGAGGCCUCGCUUCGCGCGGUGCCUUUCGCGGAGCCACUCCCAAGCCGAGAAGGCGAUGCAUGUGCAGCAAGCGGAACUCGUCGAGACGCAGGCCGAUUCGCCGACUCCUCUCUGCAUGCAUGUGGAAUGCUCUGGAGUCUUCUGAGAGAAUGCGGGGGAGUGCCGUGCUCUCCCCCCUUGUCCAAGAGGCACCGAGAUCUUCUCUGGCGCCUGAAAGAAAUCCUCCCCGCGUCUCCACUCCCUGUCGCCCCGAUGGAGGAAGCCGUCUGUCUCUCUGCUUCUCACGCCUCGCCUUGUUCCGAGGCGGUGGCGGCUUCGUGCGGAGUUUUAGCUACCCUUUUGCAGCUUUCGCUCUCCUCGGCUGGGCGGUGGAUUUUCGUUUCGCGAGACGCCUGGGCGACCCACUUGGUGGCUUCGUCGCAGAUGGCGAAGCUCCACUUCUCGCCUGGCAUCGUCCAUUCCUCGCUACGAACGUGCAAGCUGCUGCGCGACGGCGUCGAGCUUGUGCCUCGCAUGCUCUCAGCCGAGGCGGUCGCGUCUCUGCAUGCAGACAUUCUCCAUCACUUCGGCCUUCUCAUGGAUCGCGUUCUCACCGUGCACCAACACUGGCCCGUCGUCCCUCCCGCGACUUCGCUGUUCAAGUACAACGGCGUCGCCUGUCGAAACUCGCCUCUGCGCGUUGAUGUGAACCUCUCCGAGGCGCACUGGGAGUGGGGAGACGGCGAACUCCGAAGGGUCCACCUCCAACUCCAGCAGCGAGUUCUUCUUCUCACCCGUCUGGCUGGCACAGAAAUUGGCAAACGCUUCGGCAGCUGGCAACGCCCCUCGAACGCUUUGUGCGGAUCGUCCUUUUCUUCUGGCGCUUCUCCUUCUUCGUCUGCUCGCUCUUGUUCUUCUUCAUGUUCGGCGUCCGAGGGAGAGACGGGGGCGAGAGGCGACAAACCAGAGCGGCAACGCCCCAGGGAAACCGGAGACAGGGAACGAGAGGAAGCAUGGCGCGCGAUCACGUUCGGAUACAUUGUCUCCAUCGGUCCACAUGCAAACGACCAGAAAGUCCACCACGACUACCACCAGGAGGCCUUCGAGCGCAACAUUGUGAAUGCGUUCUUCCCCCUUGUGGACAUUUCCCCCGAGAACUCUGCCACUACCUUCCUCAUCUCCGGAUCGAAACUUCAGUCGUGUGCCGCCGCAGGGGACCUAAUUCUCAUGGACAAUACGGUGCGCCAUUACGGCUCUCAGCACCCUGCCCCGACUGUCAGGCCGCUGAUCUACUGCUCCCUCGCCGACCGACGAACUACGCGAACUCGCGAGGCAGUUGGAAAGAAAACACACUUCUACAACUGGCACCAGUACCCUCGGCUCCCUGGAGCGAAGCAACAAGACAGAGUUGUUCGACAGGCUGACGAGCCAGAAGCAGCUGAAGACGGUGGCGCACCGUCGACUGGGGGAGACGCCUUGGAAGAAGGUCGGAAGGAGGAAAACAGAGGCGAAGCCGCUGAACAGCGACCGGCCUCCGGGGACAAAGAGGCGCUGGAGUGCGAGGGAAAAACGACUGAAGCUGAAGAAGCAAUCGAAAGCGCCGCACCGGAAGAAAAGGCAGUCGAUAACGGUGAAGUCGACGGCGGCGAGACGCGCCAAGGUGGAACUCGCGAGAAGAGCGAGACCUGCCGGAAAGGCGACAAGAACGAGAAGGAAGAAGCCGAGCACACGAACGGAGGCGACGGGGGUGUGAAUAAAGACUCGACGGCAGAGCCUUUGAUGCGAAGUCCUGGUCUUGAAGAAGAAAAGCGCGACCAAGAAACGGUUGAAAGCAAGCCGUUUUUCUCUUCGUCGCCUGACACUCGAGAUGUCCUGGACAAGGAGACGGCUUCUCUGCCGCUCUUUCUUCAGAGAAUCCUUGCGUAUCGGCAGUCGCUGGAAAACUGCAAGUAGACCAGGCGCAGUUCCUUUGUCCAGACAGUUCGCAUCUCUGAAUGUUCGCUGAUAUUUCUGCGUCGAGUCGUUUGUGAUUUUCUGUUCGUGGAAAAGUAUUAUUUUUCUGGGGGGCUUCCACGUCAACCCAAGAAGGGGGAUGUUCGACUGAAGGAAAACUUCAUCAACGCUCCCGUGUCUGUGUGCUCGAACCAGCCUCUUGUCUAAACAAGCUUUCGUCUGCAAGAGUGAAAAACUUUAAAGUGGAAAGCCUCCUCCAUUCUGGAUGCGCAUGCCUCUCCGGAGAAAGGCUCUGCGGCAGAACCGAC